Messenger RNA from Ornithodoros turicata, 4760 nucleotides. RefSeq lists its product as uncharacterized. Gene Ontology annotation, cellular component: membrane. Gene Ontology annotation, biological process: hemocyte migration. Bases 168 to 1322 code for a protein of 384 amino acids. Gene Ontology annotation, molecular function: growth factor activity. The transcript has 6 exons. The record is from RefSeq and is a predicted model, not a curated record. NCBI's taxonomy places the organism in Eukaryota, Metazoa, Arthropoda, Arachnida, Ixodida, Argasidae.
GAAACAAUUUCGUCUGCUUUCGAACUCCUCCAGUUGCUCUUCCUUGCUCAGUUGCUCUGACCAUGUGAAAGUUUACCCGUCCAACAUGGGGUGGCAGGCAAGCUCUAUGAGUCUUCGAUGAUGUUUAGUGCACGGAAUAGACGUUGAACUUAGGAUACACAUCGAGGAUGAAGGUGGAUUUAAGUGCGUGCGUCCUGUGGUUGGGAUGCUGCACGCUUUUAUGUGAAUAUGCGGUGCGCGGUCACUCCGUUGGCAGGGAAGGUGUGCGGCAAAGAGUGCAAGCUCUUUUGGGACAUCCUGUUAGCCACGCGACAUCUCGGCAAGACGUCGUCGUGCAUAAGCAACCCGAGACCGUACGGCGGCCUGUUGCUCCACCGCACGUGCCCCGUCCGCCCAGCACACCGCAUCGGACGUACGCGGACACGGUACGACUUCUGUACGGCAUGAAGGAUGUCUCCUUACCUGAGCAGAGAGAAAGGCGAGGUCCUCUUUACUCUCAAGAGAUCGAGGACGUCCGAAUGGCGAGCGAACAUUUCCUGCGCAUUCGGACGACCGCUCGCUGUCGACUUCCCAAGACUCGUGUGGUGUACGUCAAAGACUACUACUCUGACCCCAGCAAAGAAUACCUUCCGAGCUGCACCGUUUUACACCGGUGCGGAGACGACACCGGCUGUUGCGACAGCGAACAGUACAAGUGCGUUCCCAGGGCCAUUCAAGAGGUCACUCUCUAUUUCUAUACUAUUCAGCUCCAGAACCAGAAUGGCGAAGUUGGCUUCCGGAACUCCGUGUCCAAGCUCCUGUUCACCAAUCACACGGAAUGUGAGUGUCAACCCAUCAACGAUAUUCCACGAUCAUCGUCCAGACAUUCAAAGGCAGUGGUGACGCAACAGUACAAUCAGCACAGCAAUACUCUACCCAUCGCCCUACCUCUACAAUCUCCUGCUGAACCACUCACGACUACUAGUCUACAAGACGUCAACUCCACAGUCGAGCCACCAAGUCCUGAUCUGACUUCACUCCUCAAGUGCCACAAGUGUCCGAAGCCAUUUGCGCGUCGCCUGUACGAGGACAGUCGGUGUAGCUGUGACUGUUUUGAGAAACACAAGCCCUGCCUAAGGAUCAAGAGGGGCCGAGACAUUUUGGGCGAACUUCAGAGAAGGUGCGUGGAAAUCCAGGAAUGCCACGUUCCCGAAUGCGAGUACGGCCUGUACGACGUCGAAACUGGCCGAUGCCCCAAGAAACCCGACCAUCUGCCCAAGCACGUUGAACAGCGAAGACAGCACCCGUACAGCCACCGUUGGCAGUUCCUCGAACGUGACUAAACAGAUGAACCGGGAGCCAAUUUGAAACGCAUCCCCUUCUAGUAAGGGCAUUCCACAUUGAGACCAGUCAAAAUGAUGGCCCGAAAAGUGGCUCGCCAUUCUUCACGAAGAGGUGCUGUGAACACUCCUGGUGUAUAGUGCAUCGCGUGAACAAAAUGUGUUUUAUUUCUUGAUUUCGUCGCUAUUUAAAUUGACUUUUUGUUACGAAAGAACUUGGUGUGAAAACUUUUUUCGCGAGAAAUUCGUGAAUAUGUUACAGUUGCGGCGUGGAGAAGAACUGUGUGAUCUGUUUCGCGUUCUGCCUUGACUCUUGUGUGCGAUAACGCUAAACGUGUGCUUUGAUCAUAUUUUGCGGCUUAUUCGUGGAUUUUUCAGCUUAUAGUUUGGUAAGUGCUUCGAAUGACGACUUCCUUCUUGUGUUUGUGUCGUCAUUGUUAAUAUUGCCGAUUCGUGCUGCUGACAUUGGGAGUUCUAAGUUUCCCUGGACCGUCUGGUAACGUACUGUGACUUCGAAGUUAUAGUGGCAGCAACGCUUAUUGUUCGUGCUAAAUCUUUCCUCAUAACGAUCUAUGUGGGACGAAGAAUGUACUGUAUGAAAAGAAGAAAAAAAAAAACUUUAUGACUGUGAUAGAUCCGAUAUGAGAAAAUUGUGCCAAAUUUAGCUAUAUUUGAAAUCAAUCCCUAUUAAACUCUAGCACCAGCCCACACGCACCUCAUUAACCCAUCUAGAUAUGUACAGCUUGGAACAAAAGUUUACGGAACACAGGGAUGUCGCAUUUCUCCAUUGAAGCGACCCCCUCGCAGCGAAACAGGAGCGGGCACACAUAUGAGAGAUGGAUAGAGUAUAGCUGAUGGUGGAGGGCACCGAGAGACACGGUCAAACAAGGACGGACAAGAAAUUCUCAAACUCAGAAACAUUUAUUACACAACGACUCAACUAUACACCUCACAAAUCGACAAAGAUGAUGAGAGGGGGGAAAUGAUGCGAUGAGAAGAUCAUAUUGCCCCUAGUUGCUAUUUGAAUUGAGUCUCCAAGUAGACUCCUACGCUUAUCACACAUUCACAAGCAAUGAUGCUGGUUUCACGGAAUAGAGGCGCACGAGCACGGCAUUCACUGAGAUAAAUAGCCAACUCCGAGGACAUGUUGGCUGGUCACCCGUUUCUUAUUCGAUCUCUUCCUGAUACUAGCAGGGGACGGCUCCGAUUAAGAAAUACGCCACUGUCGCGUUCCGUAAACUUUUGUCCCAUGCUGUACUAAUUCAAGACGUUUGCUCUUUGUUAGUUCAAGUCAGCAAGUCUCCAGACGGUCCAGGACAGGGGACUUUCACCGAUAAGCCAGACAUCAAUAGUCAGGCAUCGCUAGCAAAUUCCUUGCGGCCUUCUGAAACAUCGAAUUUUCUUAAUUCUGGCCUAGUUCAUAUUGCCUCCAUUUGAUAAGAUGGUGAUCGCCAUCGUCCUUUUUAUAACCUCAGGAUCAAUAUUAUACGCGAUAUCGCGUGAAAUGAGCUUUAUCACGAUGCCAGCCUUUACUACAAUAUUUCCUUACCCUUUUCUACCGGUAUAUUGGGGGGGGGGGGGAUAUGUCUAUUGCGAAAAAAAAAAAGGCAAGCCGAAAGGAAAGGUCAGCCAGACAGAAGUCUACUUGAUAUUCCUUGUAGGCUGCUGCUAUUCCGGUAUAUUGUUUAUCAGAUGUGCUCAAGCUUUUGGAAGGAUGCCAUUCUUAUCAGCAAAACUCACUGCCAGUGUCAUCCGAACACGUAUACGUCGCGAAUUCUGCUGGUCAUUUUCGUGCAACGCGCGCCGGUGUGGGUGCAGCGCAUAGAAACGAGGGAAGAGCAAACGGACGGACCAAUGAAAUGCGAUGCACGUCGCACUGAAGCAACCAGUGUAACAAGCACACUCAAGCCAGUGUAAGCUUUUCUGCACGACAGUGAUCAGUGGAAUUCGCCGUUAGACAACGAGUGACUCUCUGAAACAAAUUAAAAUGAUUUUAUCCGUUGAUUCCGCACGUCGUCAAUAUAAACUGAAUGUUGUAGCGAAUCUUCUUGAUGAGUGGAGUACCAAUAUAGCGAUUGUGCUAUAUAGUCGCACUGCCAAAUAGUUAUUUGUAUGUAGAUAUUUGUACCAAGGCGUACACAGAUAUUGUAGUUAUGAAGUCUUGAUGUUUUCCGGUACAUAGAUGAAGCAAAACUAUCAAUAGGAAUGUAAUAUAAAAAUAUCGCUCUGCGUUGCGGCAAUGUGACUUUAAAAGUAUGUGUUGCAAUGAACUACAGGUCUCUCAUUCAGUAAGCAGAUGUGAUGCUCAGAGGCGCAGUCAUGACGUAAUCUAAGUAUAAGCAUGCUAGUACAGAAAUAAUAGAGUCCAAUCUUAUUAAGCUUGUCAUGGCUGGUGCAAGUAUAACAAGGUGCUGUUCUUUUCUUAUUUCCCGACUUCUGCUUCAAGGUAGAUUCAACUUCCAAAAACGAUUAUAUUCAUCCAGCUGAGCAAAGAAACUAAAACAGAUUCGAUCAUAAGAAUUGAGAACAAAUUUUGAUUAUGUUCCCCACUGCCCCAUAUAACAUGUACCAUUUUUACAGCGAUUGUCUGCUGUUGAUGAGAAUCAUAUGAUGUACAGCUCCGGUACACUUGUUCGAGAUCUCUCCCUCGGUACCCCUAUACCGGCAAUGUCGCGCCUAUAUCGGAAAUGUGGUCCCGGAGAGGUGACCUAAACGCUGCACGCAUGCAGACGCGUUAGCAGCGCACGAAGAAUGCCGUUCUCACUGCAAGCGUUCUCAUAGCAUCCAAUUGUUGCAAUCUAUAGUAUGCGACACGGCCGGUAGGAGAUACUUGCGGGCAGGAUGGUGUUUUCGGACAAGUAUGCCGCAAGCAAUGCGUGAAUCAUAAAGGCGUUCCUGUACAUGACCUGUACUACUCUAUGGAGGGCUUCUGAAUGAGAAUUAUGUUCGGAGACAAUUCGAUUAGCGCAUGCGCAGUUCCGAAAUACCUGCAUCCAGCCGCUAGCUUAGGUGUACUGACAUUGGGUGCACGCAUGCUCCUAAGAACUGCUACAUUUUGUCAUCUUUUCCUUUUUUUUCUCUCUCUCUCUGUCCCAUUCUCUCUAGCGCAUCCUUUUUUUUUUAAUUUUUAGAACCGAGUGCACAUUUCGCUACUCAUUCAUUCUCCGAGUCUGUAGAUGGAUGUCUGCAAUUCUAUUUAGGUCUUUCGCGAGGAUCAGCGGCUGCUGUAAUAUCUACGGGUUUCCAAAGAAUGCUCUGCGUUUACUUGUCGAUGCUAGAUCUAGCUGGUGAUGUGUAAUGUGCGGAUAUUUGAUGUGAAUGUUUUGCUCACUAUCCACAAAAAGAAUGCUCAGCAACAGCCUUUUUUUAUUUGUCAGAUACAUAGCACAAUGUACUGUAUGUGACAGUUGCAAUAAAUAAGCAAGAAGCUUUCUUUUUAUA